Messenger RNA from Aspergillus niger, 1053 nucleotides. RefSeq lists its product as hypothetical. The transcript is spliced from 3 exons. NCBI's taxonomy places the organism in Eukaryota, Fungi, Ascomycota, Eurotiomycetes, Eurotiales, Aspergillaceae. Bases 1 to 1053 code for a protein of 350 amino acids. The record is from RefSeq and is a predicted model, not a curated record.
AUGGCUUCAAGUCAUUCAGCGGUGAACCCGGAAGUUACUGGACCAAGUCUCUCAGACUUUCCCGAGAGUAUUCGAAACAAGAUUGUUCUAGUUAAUAUUCCUGCGGUUGAAGUGCAAGCCCUCAUCGAAAAGGAAUGUCCUCCAAUGCUACAGAGGAUUGCACCCUAUGGUGUCAAUUGGAUGAGACAUGUCAUGUACAACACCAUCCCCAAGGAGAUCCGAGUCUACGCGUAUCUCCAUUAUGACAUGGCCCAGCCAGACUGGUACAAAAAGUAUGGCCCUGCGACUCUUCUGUCUCGUUACAACACCCACAGAAUUGAGCUGGAGCAGGAAGUAUCUGAGGAGCAGGCCCGCAGCAUGUUGAGGUUUUAUGCGCUCGUACAAUAUUAUGCCAAAGAAUUGACCGAAGACACAAUUCGGCGACAACAAGGAAAAAACCCUGAGUACGUUCUGAGAAACACUUCUAGAACUGAGAUGCUACGUGUCGAACGUGCCAUCUACAUACAUGACAUUCUAUUGCAGGCGAUGACCACCAUACCCCGCCACACCAUGACUCGUAAGGAGGCCAAUGCUCCCUGGAGGAGUUUCCUAGGAAAUUUCACCGGCUGGAUGCUAUAUCAAUUGAUUACCGUGACGAACCUCCUUCACAAAUACGAUGAGGCGAGGUGCAAAGCUGAUCAUGUAGAGCUGCAAUGCGCUCUCAACACUUUCUCUAAGGAAAACGACCGCAACUAUCUGAAGGCUGCUGGCAAUUCUAUACUUUCUUACACUUGGGCGAAGCUAGAAAACAGCGACCCCGAGUUCAACAAGCAGAAAUUUUCUCCAAAUACUGACCCGGCUAUCAAAAGGAUGUAUGAUCCAUUUGUGUUCAUCGAGGAGGAUAAUGGCCCACACCGUCUCUGGUACGAGAUCGCGGAGGAACGGCCUGCUAAUCCUGAUACGAUGAUGGGUCAAUUCUACAGCGGUUCUGGCCAUCCGCAAUACAUGCUCUUCAUGUGGGAUGAAGCCCGGCUGCGAGAAAUGGGAUACCUAUCGGGUGACGACAGUCCCUGA